AUGGUUUUUGGUACCAUCUACACCUUUCCUGGCGAUCAACCCCGGACAAUAGCCAUCAAGGCAGUUGCCAAGGCAAAUGGCCUCGAUCUCGACGUCCGUGAGACGCCUAGGACUCCUGAGCAUCUGAGUGUUAGCAAGCUUGGGAAGGUUCCUGCUUUUGAAGGUGCGGAUGGCUUCAAGCUCUUUGAAAGCAUAGCUAUUGCUCUCUACUUGACUUCUCAAGAUGAACAGACAACCCUUCUCGGAAGUAACAAGAAGGAAUACGCCGAAAUCAUCAAGUGGAUGUCUUUCUUCAACUCCGAGAUCCUCAUCCCCAUGAGUCAAGUAUUAUUGCCUCUCAUUGGUAUAAUCCCCUACCAGAAGGAGCAAGUUGAGUUCUUCACCGACCUGACUCAGAAGGCCGUUGAUGUUGUAGAGGAGCAUUUGCAAAACAUCCCGUUCCUGGUUGGCGAGCGACUAACCCUUGCCGACCUCUUCUGCGCCGGAAACAUCGCUCUCGGCUUCCAGUUCUUCUACGGCAAAACUUGGAGGCAGGCAAAUCCAAACACGUCUCGUUGGUACGAGACCAUCUGCCACCAACCCAUCUAUGCGGCCGUAACUGAAAUGUUUCAGCUCCUCGAUGAGCCCAAACUGACCAACGUCCCGCCGGAGAAGAAACCUGAGAUACCUCAGCCUGCUGCUGAGGCUUCAGUCCCAGAUGCCCCUCCUGCAGAUGCCCCUAAGCCCAAGCAUCCUAUAGAGGCUCUGCCUAAGCCAACUUUCCCUCUCGAUGAGUGGAAGCGAUACUACUCAAACAAUGUCACCGGCGAGGCCAUGAAGUACUUCUGGGACAAGGUAACUUUUGAGGAAUACUCUAUCUGGAGAUGCGAUUACAAAUACAACAAUGAACUUACCCUGACCUUCAUGUCAAAUAACCUUAUCGGUGGCCUCAAUGCUCGACUGGAGGCCUCUCGUAAGUACAUGUUCGGCAGCGCCUCAGUCUAUGGCCAGAACCACGACUCGGUCAUACAGGGAGCUUUUGUCAUUCGCGGUCAGGAAUAUCAGCCUAUAUUUGAUGUAGCUCCAGAUUACGAGUGUUACGAAUUCACCAAGCUUGAUCCCAGCAACGCUGAGGAUCGUGAUUUUGUUGAGGCUCAGUGGACUUGGGACAAGCCUGCUACUGUCAACGGCAAGGAGUACAAGCACGCCGAUGGCAAGGUUUUCAAAUAG
Molecule: messenger RNA, 1209 nt
Organism: Venustampulla echinocandica
Lineage: Eukaryota; Fungi; Ascomycota; Leotiomycetes; Helotiales; Pleuroascaceae
Product: putative elongation factor 1 gamma-containing protein
Exons: 3
Coding region: 1-1209 (402 amino acids)
Biological process (GO): translational elongation
Cellular component (GO): cytoplasm; nucleus
Molecular function (GO): translation elongation factor activity
Source: RefSeq, a predicted model, not a curated record